AUGGAGUUACUUUACCUGAAUACGGUUCAAAGCCUUUCACUAUUUGAUGGAAAUCGUUUGGGUCAAACAGUUCAAGAAUUAAAUAAUAUUUACCAAACGGAACUUAACGUGUUCUUAGAGUUUGGCAAUGGAGCAGAUAUUUUGGAAUCAGCCAAAGGAACUUUUGUGCCAACUCUUUGGAUUAAAAAUCCGCAAAAUCAAAAGGUUCUGAAAGGAAACUUCAGUAGCUGCAGCCUUACCACUUUGUAUCUGGAAGAUGAACAUCUGGAUCGUGGACUUCACUACCUUGCAAAUUGGUUGUGGGAAUAUCAUCACCUCCAAGUGCUUAUAUUCUUUAACGGAGGAUCUUAUGACAAACUAAUACAAAUAUUCAGUCGAUGUUUUAAUGAAGGUUUUGUGAAUAUACUUGUAAUGCUACCGGACUCCGAUGAAUUGUACACCUUUAUGCCAUAUCAAGAUUUGAAAAUUUUGAACUUAAAGAGUAUCAAGGAGUUCUAUAAUCUAUCCAGUAACAAAAUGGAUUUCAAUGGAUAUAAUAUCACCAGCGGACUUGUAACAGCAGGAGCUCCUCGUUGGUUCUCUUUUAGAGAUCGUCAAAAUCGAUUAAUUCUAUCUGGAUACAUGUUUCGGAUGAUUGUGGACUUUACAAACCAUUUCAAUGGAUCCGUUCGGUUAAUGGAUGUGCUAACUGUAAACGAUGGUCUUGAACUUUUAGCAAAUCGUACAAUAGACUUUUUCCCAUUCCUAAUCAGACCGCUGGAGAGGUUUUCAAUGACCAAUAUACUUUAUCUGGAAAAUUGUGGUCUUAUAGUGCCCACAUCAAGGCCCUUACCCAACUGGGUUUACUUAAUAAGGCCGUAUGCAUUUAACACUUGGAUAGCCUGGCUAAUAAUGCUAACUUACUGCUCCUUGGCUUUAAGGAUUUUUUCAAGAGGACAAAUAAGCCUAAGUGCUGCAUUUUUAAAAGUUCUUCGAUUGGUUAUGUAUCUGUCGGGUAGCAGAGAUAUGGGAACUCGACCAACAACUCGUCGCCUCUUUCUCUUUGUCAUAUUAACAACUUCAGGAUUUAUAUUAACUAAUCUGUAUGUGGCCCAGUUAUCGAGUAAUUCGACCGCAGGAAUGUAUGAAAAACAAUUAAAUACUUGGGAGGAUUUGGAUAAAACCGAUAGCAUUUGGCCCUUAAUAGAUGUUGAUAUUAAAACUAUGGAAAAACUUAUCCCUGAUCGAAAGAAAUUACUAAAAAGAAUUGUCCCUACUUCAGAGGCAGACGUAGAUAUUUAUCGAAGAAACCUAAACACAAGUUGUAUUCAUUCAGGAUUCUUUGAUCGCAUUGAUUUUGCUCUUUAUCAGCAGAAAUUCCUACGGUUUCCCAUUUUUCGGAAAUUUCUACAUAUACUCUACCAGCAACCUCUUCAAAUAUCCGCUGCAUUUGGACGUCCCUACUUGCAGUUGUUUAAUUGGUUUGUGAGGAAAAUAUUUGAAAGUGGAAUUUAUCUGAAAAUGAAGGACGAUGCCUAUCACCAUGGAAUUCAAAGUGGUUUGCUUAAUUUGGCAUUUCGUGAUCGGCAUUUGGAAGUGAAAUCAAAUGAUGUGGAAUAUUAUUACCUGAUUGCGGGAUUGUGGUUUGGUGGUUUGACUUUGGCUACAGUUUGUUUCCUUGUUGAAUUGCUUAUUGGAUAUGCUAGGAUUAAAGUAACUAUAUCUUAUAAAAUAAAUAUAAUGUAA
Molecule: messenger RNA, 1725 nt
Organism: Drosophila sechellia
Lineage: Eukaryota; Metazoa; Arthropoda; Insecta; Diptera; Drosophilidae
Exons: 1
Coding region: 1-1725 (574 amino acids)
Source: RefSeq, a predicted model, not a curated record